UUAUAUAACUCCUAAAUGAGGUCAUGUCAUACAAAGACACCUGGAUGUCGGUUGCUUGUAAUAAUCCAUCAACUUGCUGUCCAUGUAUUAGCCUCUAACUGGAUUUUCCAGAAGAUAUUACUGGUGUCGCUUAUGGUGGCUGCGGCUUCAGCCGCGCCUACAGACACGCGCAGUUUGGAUUACAUCCUGGCAAAUCUGACCUCUUUAUGGGAAGAGGUCAGCCAGUUGAAGAGAGAGGUCAACUUCCAUGUGCACAAUGGAGAUAUGGACCAUGAACAUGACCUCGAUAAGACAUUGGACGAAGUUUCUAUUUUGGCUCAUGAGCAUCACGUCCAUCACCUGAAACAUCCCCAUGAAGGACACAACUCUCACCACAGCGAUGUCUUACUACAACAUCUGGAGACAUCCCACGGGCACGGUGGGCAUGACGACCACGGCGGCCAUGAUGACCACAGUCGCGGUGGACACAGUAGCCAUGGUAGCAGCAGUGGUCAUGGUGGUCGGACCUAUGGCAGUAGCAGUCACGGUUAUGACAGUGGGGAAGAUGAUGAUGACAGUCAUGAAGAUGGGGGUUCUCAUAGCAGAGGUCACGAAAGAACGGAUGGUCUGGUGGAUAACUGCGGAGACAGAGGUAGCAGAGGAGGACCUGGUGGGAUCCAAGCCAAUUGUGGAGACAAAGCGAGAGGUGGUGACUUCUAUCCAGGACCCAGGCCUCCCCACAGGCGUGGAGGUGCUCACGGAGGACCUGGCGGGCAUAGUGGACAUGGCGGGCACAGCGGACAUGGCGGGCACAGUGGGCACAGCGGGCAUGAUACCCAUGACAUGCAUGAUGAUAGUCAUGAGGACGACCACAGCGCCCAUGGACUUGACUUUAAGGCAUUAGGCCACGUCAGAAGUGACGCCCAAUACUACGAGCGUGACCACUACAACCCAGGGGUCAGACCAGGCGACCGGAGAGCCCCGCCCGCGCCGGGCACUUUCGUCGACGACUGGGAACACGCCUACUGCAACAUGAUGCCAAAUUCUGACAUUCCAGAGUCCCAAGUCAGAGGGAAGAUUGAUAUCUCACAGAGGAUUGGCGGGAGAUAUGGCGUCUUCUUUGACAUUGACGUGGACGGACUUGACCUCGCAAGGAAUGGGAACUUAUAUUCUGUACAUGUUCAUGAAAGAGCCGUAGAUGGCCAGAGUUGUGACACAGCUGGCGGCUACAACAGACCCUCAGUAGCAGCUAUCUCAGAUCCUGGGACCUUUGGAGACGAACAUGCAGGCAACUUAGGUACCUUCAAAGCGGAAGCUGACGGAGAAAUAGACCAUGAGAUUUCAGCCAGCAUUGACGUCACCUUCGACGAGAUGAUCGGAAAGGCAAUUGUGGUUCACAGUCAGGAUAAGACUCGCCUCGCUUGCUGCAAUAUAAUCCGAGAUUCUAGGCAUGGAAGGCACUGAAGAGCUCCUUGUAAACAUUAUAGCCCAUACAAUGGAGACACCAAUGUAUAACUUGAUAGCUUUGAUUUGACGUCAGUUUUCAAUCAGAGAAUUGAAAUGAAUAAAGUCUUCAAAAAUAGAA
Messenger RNA from Macrobrachium nipponense, 1564 nucleotides. RefSeq lists its product as uncharacterized. The transcript is spliced from 12 exons. Gene Ontology annotation, biological process: superoxide metabolic process. The record is from RefSeq and is a predicted model, not a curated record. Gene Ontology annotation, molecular function: copper ion binding. The coding region runs from base 16 to 1443 and encodes 475 amino acids. Lineage: Eukaryota; Metazoa; Arthropoda; Malacostraca; Decapoda; Palaemonidae.